AGUGGAUUUUAUUUAUUACGACUUCGGUUUUAGCAACCAUUCGGAUAUUACGACGUUAAUUUAUUAUUUAUUUAUUUAUUAUUAUUACGAUAUAUUUACACAGCAUUACAGUUCGCACCAAAGCGCUGGCAAAUGUAUACAUGCAAAAUAGUAAGUACAUAAUUAUUGAAUUACAAUUAAGUCGUGCAAAUAUUAUAAAUUAAAAAUAUGUCAAGUGGUUUAAAAUAUGCAAUUAUAAAAUUUAAUGUCAAACAAUACUUAGUAGUAGUAUUUCAAACAUUCACGACAUACAUUUACCCAUCUGCUAGCAAACACAUCGCAGUCAGGGGCUGAUGACAAGAACGCGUUAAUUGUUCUGAGGGCUCGAAGAAUUGGAGAGUUUCUGCAGGAAACUGUAUGCGCCAGAGGAAUGGCUAAAAGACUAGAGCACCGCGGCCUGAGCUGGUUCUUUGGCACAAAUGGUACCGAAAGUCUUACAAGUCUUGACACCAAGACGGGACAGUCACUGUUUCCCCUCAAUAUGCUACACAUACGUGUCAAAAACUUGUAAUUACGCCUCCAGAGAGUUGAAGCCAAGUGAUCCAAGCAAGAACUUAGUAGGGUAUAGAUAGGGAUAGUACCCAUGCAAUUUUUUUAUAGAGGCACCUUAAAAAUGCUUUUUGUACUCUCUUAAUACAAAGUCCCAUGAAUUUAAAGCAUAAUUUAGUACAAGAUACAUGUAGAUAUAGCGACUUCGGGUGUAACGGCGUAUUUGGGUGAAGGGUCGUCGGUUUUUAAUGAAAGUGUGUAUGACAUAUCAUACCUCAUAAGGUACACAUAUCAUGAUUAUGACUUAUGCAAAAUGUCAGCUACAAGGCUCUUGAGUCUUGUUUGUUUUUAAUAUAGUGUUUUAUUUUUCUUUUGCUUCUUACUUCCAGGCUUAAAACAGAGCAUCUGGGUGGAACAGCUUUCAACUUUCAUUUCCAUAUUGAUGAACUUUACACAUCUUCAUAUAUUCAUGAACAAGUAUUUGAUGUCCAUGGGUUGGCUCUGAUGAAACUUUUUACAAAAAAUGAGGAUUUUUACUAUAAAAACUUAUUUUUGUCUGUCAUGAAACAUGAAUCAACCAUGAUGCUAAACAUUGAAAUCAUAUUAAAGUGUGAAAGUCCAAUAUUUCAACGCACCUUAAUUUGUUCUGAAACAUGGUCUGAGGAUUUAAAAUUAUUUAGAUUAGAAUGUGACAAUACAACAUUAACAUUUAAAGUGGAAGUUGAAAUCCGGGUCAAUAAAUGCAAGUCAGUAUUAGACCUUAUAUAUUUAGAUGAAGAUUUCACAGACUUCCAAUUGAGCACAGCAGAAGGAAGUGUUUCCGUGCAUAGAGCAAUCCUUGCUGCACAUAGUGAUGUAUUCAGGAGAAUGCUUUCCGGGGAAUGGAAGGAGACAAAUGCUGGAUGCAUUGAGAUACAAGGAGUCACUCUUGAGACCCUGCAAAGCCUGAAGCGGUACAUGUACUUGGGCACCAUGCCCGAAGAAGGCCUGUGUCCUCUCCUACUCAUUGCGACAUUCUAUUUUAUUGAUGACCUAAAAGCAGAAUGUACUAUUAAACUGGCUAAUUCAAUAACUUCAGAAAACCUGUAUGACCUUUUGGAAUUUUCCUAUGUGAACAAUAUGCCAGAGCUGACAUUUGCCAUUCUCAGGACUGUACGAGCACAGCCAAGGGAUGUGAUUGAAGUUGCUAAUCAGAAAAUGAUGAAACCUGAGAAGGGUGAGGAUCUGAAUGGAAAAAGCGAGGCAAUAUGUGAAGAGCCUAAGAAAGAAGAAUGAAUAUACUCUUAUAAAUAAUUUGUCUUCCAGACUUUUGUCAUGAAAUUGGGAUUAAGGCAAUUUUGGCAGACCUUUUUAAAUAAGUUUGGUUGUUAUAUAUGUAAUUAUACAGAAGUGAUCCAAUUGUUUAUUUCGUAUACUUAAUUAUGUAUGUAAAUUUCUCAAAACUUCUGUAAAUAGUUACCUAUGUUGGUAAACGUUUUAUAUUUCUAAUAAAUAUUAAAAAUAAAAACAGUGUCGUAAUUAAUUUUCGUAAAUUUGAAACUAAACUGCAACUGAAUUUGAAGGCCUAGACAGUAUGGGUAUAACUUUAGUGUAAUACUUACUGUUAAUUUUUGCGUAAACUGUAAGAAAUAUAAAACUUACAUCGAAAAUAAAAGAAACCUCGUGAAAAUAGAGAAGAAGCCCUCUUGGUGCUAUAAAAUUAAAUUUUCGCGCGAUUUUUAAUAUUGACGUGCGUUCAAUUAUGCACUUGUAAUUCUUAUUUACACUUUGUAUUAUAUUAUUAAAUUAAUUUUUAACAAGCAGAAACGUCUGCGAACGAUGAUAUUAAGCUUAGAAUAGAUAUUAUAAAAUAAAUUUAAAAGUGGAAAAAUUAUGUCUUGCGUGAGACCUGAACUCACGGCCUCUGGAUUAUUUUUGUAUUAUAUUGUUAUUCAAAUAACUGUAUAUUUAAUGAGUUUUAGAAAGAAAUGUAAAUAAAUACCAAUGAGAUGAUUUUAACUGGUCUUGUAUAGUUUUUUUUUGUCCAUCUGGGCAGACUAAUGGCCUUUUGAGUCACUAAACUAGUAGAUUUUUUCUUUUCUGAACGUACGCUGUCAAAGUUAGUGCCGUGUCGGUGGGAUACCUCUAACCUCGUCAGUUAUAUAUAUUGUGAAAGAAAAUAAUCUAAAACUAAUAAUUUGAUUAAUUUAUUUAUAGUGAAUAUUGAUUGACCCCAGUUUCCACACUUUCCACAUGAGAAGAAUGUCCGCUCUUAGAAAAUAUAUCGAUAUUGGAGCCAACCUCACAGAUGAUAUGUACCAAGGGGUCUACCAUGGUUCAAAGAAGCAUGAACCUGACUUGGACAAGGUUAUGGCGCGCGCCUGGGCCGGCGGCAUGGACAGGAUGAUUAUCACCGGAGGCAGCGUUACUGAUAGCAAGAAGGCCAUUGAACUGUCCCAAACGGAUUCCAGAUUGUUCUCUACUGUAGGAUGCCAUCCAACUCGGUGCACAGAAUUUGUCCAGGACCCUCAGGCCUAUCUUGAUGAUCUUAGGGCUCUCAUUGCUGCCAACAAGGAUAAAGUGGUGGCCAUCGGAGAAUGUGGACUGGACUAUGAGAGGCUGCAUUUCUGUGAUAAAGAUGUUCAAGUCAAAUAUUUCGAAUACCAGCUCCAACUAAGCAAAGAGUUCCACCUACCACUGUUCCUACACUGCCGCGCCGCAGCCGACGACCUGGUAGACAUACUCCACCGUAACCAAGACUCCGUAGUUAGUGGUGUGGUCCACUCCUUCGAUGGAACGGAACAGGCGUUAGAGAAGAUAUUAGCGCUGGGGAUGUAUAUAGGCAUAAAUGGAUGUUCACUACGAACAGAGGAGAACUUGGCUGUAGCCGCAAAGAUACCCAAAGACCGGCUAAUGAUAGAGACUGACUGUCCCUGGUGCGAAGUCAAGCCGACGCACCCCGGCUACAAGCAUGUGAUCACCAAGGUCACAGCGGUCAAGAAGGAGAAGCAGUCUGCAGAGUGUCAGGUUAAGGGGAGGAAUGAACCUGCCAAUAUUGUCCAUGUCCUGGAAAUCUUGGCAGCUAUUCGUAAUGAAGAUGCCAACGAGCUAGCAGAUGCAAUCUACAACAAUACUAUGACAUUGUUCUUUGCUGAUAAAUAAAUAUUUAUUUGAUUAGGA
This is a messenger RNA of Cydia pomonella (codling moth), 3687 nucleotides long. Its product is annotated as deoxyribonuclease TATDN1. NCBI's taxonomy places the organism in Eukaryota, Metazoa, Arthropoda, Insecta, Lepidoptera, Tortricidae. Gene Ontology annotation, molecular function: 3'-5'-DNA exonuclease activity. Gene Ontology annotation, cellular component: cytosol. The transcript has 6 exons. The coding region runs from base 2761 to 3669 and encodes 302 amino acids. The record is from RefSeq and is a predicted model, not a curated record.